UUUUGCCCGGGUCUUUUGCUACAAAACGAUUGAAAUUUGAACGUUUCAUCAUCAAACUAAGAGUUGAAUACCUAAUAUUCUGUAACAUUAAAAACGGAACACCGUGCCAGUAAACGAAUGAAGAUCUAACUGAUGGAAGACAAGGAGCUAAAUGUUUGAGAAAACUUUACUUUUUUUGAGAAACCCGCAAGUUGAUGUUAAUGUUAUAUCCUCGUUUUGUUCAGGAUACAAUACAGUAGCAACAACUGACAUCCGCCCACCACUUCCACUGCACUGCACUCUGCUCUGCUGGCCUGCUGUAUUUCCAUUGGCACUACAACAGUAUCUCUGCAUUAAUAUGAGCCUUGUGAUUUAACUUGGAUACCUUGCCGUGAUCUACAUUCGCACCUCAAGCAUGACGCUGGAGCCAGGAAUACGAGUGGUCCGUGGACCGGACUGGAAAUGGGGCGAACAAGAUGGAGGACUCGGCCAUCUCGGGACCAUAGUCCCCUUCGAUACAACAAAUCCAAACACCAAGCCCUCAAUUGAAGUACGGUGGGACAGAGGACUGAGGGGAGACUACAGGAUCGGUUAUGAGGAUUCGUACGAUUUACGUCUCUAUGAUAAUGGCACAGUGGGUGUGAGCCACGUAGAUGUCAGAUGUGAUGUCUGCCGGAAAUGCCCUAUCUUUGGCAUCCGUUGGAAAUGCAUGAACAUCGAUCACUACAAUAUCUGCUCUGCAUGCUACCAUGCGGGCAAGGCUAGCCUUUCACAUCAGUUCUACAGGAUCGUCAUUCCAGGGGCAACAGAAGUCCUGAUGGAGAAAAGAAAUGCAAGCGAUCCCAUAGAGGUCAAAGGUCUCUUCCCAGGGGCAAAGGUCAGAGUUGGCUCUGACCUCAAAGUUGACAAGGAAGAUGUUAGGAAGCUCUACCAGGGUACACUGAAGAGACUGGAACCCUUUGUGGAAGGCUUCCCAAAUACGGGAGCUCUGGUGAACUGGCCCCCUGUUGGCCAGUCCAGGUACAGAGUGGGCUUCAAGGGAAUGAUGGACCUCAAGACCAAAGAACCUGGACUUGGUGGCAUGUGCUACCGGAGUCAUCUUCCAGUGCUUGGCCAUCCAGUUGAGUUGGAGUGUGUUGAAGGCCUGGUGGUAGGCGAUCAUGUGAUCAUCAACAUGGAGGAGAAUCUACUGCGUGAGCUGCAGGAGGGACAUGGAGACUGGGUGCAAGGAAUGGCUGAUGAAAUAGGGCAGGAAGGGGUCAUCCGUGACAUCACCAGCAACCAAGACAUCAUGGUCGAAUACCCAGAGAGCAGCAGAAAGUGGAUAUUUCAUCCAGCUACUUUGACCAAGGUUAAGGUUCCUCGCAGACUUUCAAGUGUAGUGGAAGUAGACGAGUCUGGGGACUACAAGAUUGCAGUAGAUAAAACAGUCCAGCAAGCUGUCAUUCCAAAGAGCAACAACAGCCAUAAAAGACCAGAUGGAUCUUCAGGUAAGUUGGUACAGAUCAUGGGGAUCUUUCAAUAUGCAUCCACCAAUACCGGGUGCCUCAAAGUCCUCUGA
Molecule: messenger RNA, 1540 nt
Organism: Strongylocentrotus purpuratus (purple sea urchin)
Lineage: Eukaryota; Metazoa; Echinodermata; Echinoidea; Camarodonta; Strongylocentrotidae
Product: E3 ubiquitin-protein ligase mind-bomb
Exons: 9
Coding region: 395-1540 (381 amino acids)
Biological process (GO): protein ubiquitination
Cellular component (GO): cytoplasm
Molecular function (GO): ubiquitin-protein transferase activity; zinc ion binding
Source: RefSeq, a predicted model, not a curated record